GGGCAUGGUUAUAUUUUACUUCAUCCAUCUCAAAUUUCUUAAUUUGAUUUUUUAUCUUACUAGUUUAUUUUUAUUAAUUAAGAAGAAAUAAUUUUUUUUUAUAUUUUAUCCUUUAAAUUAAUUAUUUUUUAUAAAUAUUAUUUAAUAGAAGCACUAUAAUAAAUUAAUUAUAUUAUUAAUUAUUUAUUUUAUUUAAUGUGUUAUCUCAAUUUAAAACGAAUAAUCUGAGAGGGGGAGUAUCUUUCUUUUCGGUGCCGGACAAACACCAACUCAUAACAUACUGACCUAAAACACGCACUCACACGCACGCUCUGUGCGACUUGUCUGAAUACCUAUACAUUCGGAUGCUUCUUCCGACAUUUUCCAGAUCCAAACCCCGCUGAUUCUCCCCUCACUUAUUUUAGAUCUCAACUUCAAUUCUUCAUUUCACCUUUCCCUCAAAUCUUGCAGCAAAUAUAUAGAAAGAAUACAAUUGAUAAAUUCUGGCAUUAUUUGUAUGUAUUGCUUUAGCUAAGUUCAGAUCUCUCUUUGUUCAAUUAUCUGUUGUCUUCUUUCCUUACAGAUCUGUACGUCACAGCCUCCGAUCUGAAAACAAAGAAGUAAAGAUCUAGUUUUGGCUUCCCAUGGCGCCCACCACGAUCCGAAAGGCGAUAGGGGCGGUGAAGGAUCAAACAAGCAUAGGGAUCGCGAAAGUGGCGAGCAACAUGGCACCGGAGUUGGAAGUUGCUAUUGUUAAGGCUACUAGCCACGAUGAUGAACCAGCUGGAGAGAAGUACAUAAGAGAGAUUCUUCAAUUGACUUCAUAUUCACGGGGUUAUGUGAGUGUCUGUAUGUCUGCAAUAUCCAAAAGGUUGGGCAAAACCCGAGAUUGGAUUGUUGCCCUCAAGUGUUUGAUGCUAAUUCACCGACUUCUCAAUGAUGGCGAUGCUGUAUUUCAGCAAGAAAUAAUGUAUGCUACGAGGAGGGGAACAAGGCUGCUCAAUUUGUCAGAUUUCAGAGAUGAGGCUCACUCGAACUCAUGGGAUCAUUCGGCUUUUGUGAGGACUUAUGCUUUAUAUUUGGAUCAGAGGUUAGAAUUGAUGGUUUUUGAGAGGAAGCAAAAUGGUAGAACUGGUGGAGAGAUUGAAAGGUAUGGAUCUAAGGAUGAACAAUGGAGAUCGCCCCAGAGUUCUAACCGGGGGUAUAUUUAUGAUCAUGGGGAGUUCAGAGACGAGCCUGGUUAUGGAAUGAGGAGGUCGAGAUCGUCAGGGGAUGUGAGAGAGUCAAUACAGGAGAAGAAAGAUGUGACUCCUUUGAGAGAGAUGAAGCCUGAAAGGAUCUUUGGGAAAAUGACUCAUUUGCAGAGACUGCUAGAUCGGCUUUUGUCUUGUCGGCCAACUGGUUUGGCUAAGAAUGAACGGAUGGUCUUGGUUGCUUUGUACCCCGUGGUGAAAGAAAGUUAUAAAAUUUAUACAGAUAUAUGUGAUGUUUUGGCCGUUCUGUUGGAUAAAUUUUUUGAUAUGGAGUAUGAGGACUGUGUCAAGGCCUUUGAUGCCUAUGCUAGUGCAGCAAAGCAGAUAGAUGAGUUGGUGGGAUUCUAUAACUGGUGCAAGGAUAUUGGCGUGGCAAGGUCAUCAGAGUACCCAGAAGUGUCGAGGAUUACAAGCAAGCUAUUAGAUACAUUGGAGGAGUUCGUGAGAGAUAGAGCCAAGGCAAUGAAGAGUCCUGAAAGGAAAGUAGAGAGCCUGCCAGCACCACCGGAAGAGGAGCCAACACCAGAUAUGAAUGAAAUUAAAGGAUUGACGCCACCAGAGGAUUAUACUCCUCCACCUCCUCCUAUACCAGAGCCUCCUAAGCUUGUUGUUCAGGAGACCGGAGAUCUGGUUGAUUUGAGGGAGGAGGGUGUUACUGCCGAUGAUCAGGGGAAUAAAUUUGCCUUGGCAUUGUUUGCAGGGCCAGGAACAAGCAAUGAAAAUGGGUCGUGGGAAGCAUUCCCAUUCAAUGGGGAACCUGAGGUUACGUCUGCCUGGCAAAAUCCAGCUGCUGAGAGUGGUAAGGCUGAUUGGGAACUGGCUUUGGUAGAGACGGCAAGUAAUUUGUCUAAGCAGAAGGCAGCAUUGGGUGGUGGUCUUGAUCCACUAUUGUUGAAUGGCAUGUAUGAUCAGGGUGUUGUUAGGCAACAUGUAGCCACUGCACAAUCGAGUGGUGGCAGUGCCAGCAGUGUGGCAUUGCCUGGAAUAGGGAAGAGUGCUACACCAGUUUUGGCACUCCCUGCACCUGAUGGAACAGUCCAGACAGUUGGACAAGACCCCUUCGCUGCAUCUUUGAGUGUUCCACCACCUUCUUAUGUGCAAAUGGCAGAUUUGCAGAAGAAAGAGCAAUUGCUAGUACAGGAACAGAUGGUAUGGCAGCAGUAUACGAGAGACGGGAUGCAGGGUCAAACGAGUUUGGCCAAGAUCACUACUGGAGGAUACUAUGGUCCCGGGCAAACCCCUGUGAUGCCCUAUGGAAUGCCACCAGUAAAUGGUGUUGGAAUACCACCUGCAGCAGGAGGGUACUACUACACUCCUUACUGAUUUUGCAGUACCUUUUUUUUUUGUUGGUUGUUCAUUAUUUAGCGUUUGACCUUUUCCACUGUAUUAUUUGAUGGAUGUAUCUUCAAUUUGUUCAUGCUUAGCGAGUCUAGUGGAGGAAAGGGGUAACUGGGGGUGAAGAGAACACAUAGAUUGGUGGUCUCAGGGGAGGGGGGAAGGAGCGGCGGCGGAUUAUCUGAUGUUUGGGAACUCUGUAACCUUGUUGUAUGUCUCUUCUCAUUUGUAAUAUACGGAUUUCUUAAAAGUAUUUGUUUAAAUAAUAUGCUCAUUUCGAGAGGGGUGUUGUUUGAGUA
Messenger RNA from Capsicum annuum, 2866 nucleotides. Its product is annotated as putative clathrin assembly protein At2g25430. The transcript has 2 exons. Gene Ontology annotation, molecular function: clathrin heavy chain binding; SNARE binding; 1-phosphatidylinositol binding. Lineage: Eukaryota; Viridiplantae; Streptophyta; Magnoliopsida; Solanales; Solanaceae. The record is from RefSeq and is a predicted model, not a curated record. Gene Ontology annotation, cellular component: clathrin-coated vesicle; clathrin-coated pit. Gene Ontology annotation, biological process: clathrin-dependent endocytosis; vesicle budding from membrane; clathrin coat assembly. Bases 624 to 2555 code for a protein of 643 amino acids.